AUAAAUAUUAUUAGUGUUUGGGGGGGGGGGGGAGGGAUUAUUAGAACACAAUUGUUGUACUUGAUUCAAAGAGCUAUUCUUACUGUGCUUUUCCUUUCAGUUUUCAAUAAUAUUUCUUCGUCAAUCACUGCCAAAACGAAAUGGGAACUAGGUCUGCUAUUGAGGUUAUUGGCAGAAAGAACAGAAUUGCACAAAGAGAAGCCCUAGUUUCCAGUGGUAUCGAUUUCAUCUCAGAAUUUUCCUAUAUAUUAAAAAUUGUUCCACCUGCAGAGAGAAACAAAUACAUGGAAAAGGUGCUGCACUCAAUCUUCUUUUUUGGAGGCAUUAAUGUGCUUCCAGUAAAACCAGAGGAAUUUCUUCCAAGUGAAAUGGUUACAGCUUUCAAGAAGAACUAUCCCAAACCCUUCCAGGAAUACAAUACCCACCUUCCAACGCAAACCCCAUAUUCCAUUGUACUUGAAAUGGUUGAGAAAUACAGUGGAAGUAUCGAUGUUUUGGAAAGACUGAGAACAUGGAACAAUAGAGUGAACGGAAAGAUUAUAAAUAAUUUUGUUUCAACUGUUGUCUCCUAUUGUUGGCCUCAAGGUGGACGGUGUUAUUAUGGAGCUUCUUUGUCAUGUUUUGGCUUAAUGGAAGCAAAAACUAUGAUUGCCAUUUCAUGUUUCAAGACAUGGCACCCGGCUAUAGGAUGGGUUGUGAGCACUUGUCAGCGCCAAAAAGCUAACUUAAAAUUUUCUCCAGGUGUACACUCAACCGCUGUUAGAAUGAAAUUUAGGUCAACAGCAAACGACAAAUUGCUACCACCAUGCUUCAAGUGUCACAGCAUGUUUCAAAACGUGGUGUAUGAGCCAAAAUAUUCUUCGGACGACACGGAGGACCAAAAUGAACCACCAUGGAGCCAUGGUAAUUGUGCUGAAAGUGAAUCAUUCAGUAAACUUCUAAAUGCUGAUUCGACCGUCUCUUCCGACACGAAGGCUCACAUCGGAGGAACCUUGCAGGCCAUAGAAAACAUAACGCUGGAAACUGACCCACUUGAAAAACAAAUUCGGAACAUAGGAGCCAGACAAUUUAAAUUGCCUAGAAAUAGUUCCCUUAAAUUUUUUUCCUGAUUCUGUAGAGUAAAACUAUCAAAGAGUACAUUCAAUCAUGAUUUAGAAAACAGAAAAGUUUUUAAAAAAUUAAUCAUGGUAAAUCUCAAAUCAACCUGAAUCGAAUACCAUAUAGAUAUGAGACAGAUAUGUUUCUUAUUACAAAAGGGAUUAUGAGGAUAAGGCAGGGUUAGGUUAUCAUCUGAAGUUAGAUUAGAAGAUCAGCCAUGAUUGAAUGACGGGGCAGGCUCGAAUGGCCUACUCCUGCAUGUUAUGUUAUAUUCUUUGCAUUGUAUAACAGUAGUUUCCUUUUUACGUAUUUAUUGAAUGUAUCUGAAAAAUAACCAAUAAAGAACUCAAUGUGUCAUCACACAAACUUACAA
Molecule: messenger RNA, 1471 nt
Organism: Callorhinchus milii (elephant shark)
Lineage: Eukaryota; Metazoa; Chordata; Chondrichthyes; Chimaeriformes; Callorhinchidae
Exons: 5
Coding region: 141-1109 (322 amino acids)
Source: RefSeq, a predicted model, not a curated record